Molecule: messenger RNA, 2440 nt
Organism: Sarcophilus harrisii (Tasmanian devil)
Lineage: Eukaryota; Metazoa; Chordata; Mammalia; Dasyuromorphia; Dasyuridae
Product: TBC1 domain family member 20
Exons: 8
Coding region: 313-1560 (415 amino acids)
Biological process (GO): positive regulation of GTPase activity; endoplasmic reticulum to Golgi vesicle-mediated transport
Cellular component (GO): endoplasmic reticulum membrane
Molecular function (GO): GTPase activator activity
Source: RefSeq, a predicted model, not a curated record
AGCGGUCCCAGGCUCUCACACCCACAAGUUUCCGUUCCUCCCUCCAGGAAACCCAGCUGGGGAGGAGUUUGCUCCACCCUGCCAAGGAACCAACUCCGGGAAAUCAGUGGUGAAAAGACUACAAUUCCCAGGUGGCCCUCUUCCUAGGUCCCGCCCCGAACAGCUGAGAGCCAAUUGGCGGAAGUGAGAAGUGACGGACUUGGUGACCAGUGAGUUACUUGAGUGGUGCCUGCAGGACCCAAUGAACGAAAAGGGGCGGGGUUUGCAGCAGCUGCCCGGUUUUCUGGACCCAAGAACUGAGCUGGCGGCGGCAUGAGAAGGGCCCGCGGAACCGGAGACCGUCGGGGAGGCCGGGACCGGGGCGGGACCGGGGCCAAGGCUGCCGAGGAGAAACUGACAGCGCAGCAAACCCGCGGCCUCAAAAAUAAGCCUAACUCAGAAUCCUGGAGAAGGCAGAAGCUGCUGCAGAUUCAUGAAGCCCUGAGCCAGGAUCCAGUAGAUGUGGAGUUACUACGAAAGGCUGCCCAAAGCCGAGGGGGCCUACUUAGUGACCAGGUCCGGAGGAAGGUCUGGCCCCGGCUUCUGGGCCUUAGCCCCUAUGACCUGCCACGCCAUCCAGGCCGAAGCUCGCUGCAGGAUCACAGAGACUAUCACCAGGUGCAGAUGGAUGUGGAGCGCUCCCUGGCCCACUUUCCCCGGGGGAUGCGCCCUGAGCAGAGGGCAGUGCUCCAGGAGCAGCUGGUGGCCGUGAUCCUGGCUGUGCUGAGCUCGCGGCCGGAGCUGCACUAUUACCAGGGCUACCACGAAGUGGCGCUGGCCCUGCUGCUGGUGCUGGGGCCCCGAGCGGCCGCCGCCUUGCUGGACCAGCUCUCCAUGCACCACCUAAGGGACUUCAUGGAUCCCACAAUGGACAACACCUGGCACAUCCUGAACUACCUGCUGCCUCUGCUGGCCCGUGAGAGUCCUCAGCUACACAGUUUCAUGGAGAGGGCCGAGGUGGGAACAGUCUUUGCCCUAAGCUGGCUGCUGACCUGGUUUGGCCAUGUGCUGCCCGAGCCCACCCACGUGCUGCGUCUCAUGGACUUCUUCCUGGCUUCUCACCCACUCAUGCCCAUCUAUGUGACUGCUGCGGUGGUUUUACACCGGGAGCCAGAGGUCUUAGCAUGUCCCUGUGACAUGCCAAGCCUGCACCAGCUGCUAUCUCGCCUGCCCCAGCCAUUGCCCACUGAGUCUCUCCUGGCACAGGCCCUGAACCUCUUUACCCGACAUCCCCAUUCCCAACUAGCCCAGGAGACCUCCAUGAGGACCCAUAGCAGCUUAUCCAUUGAAGGCUCCUUCACAGCUCUCCGAGCAGCCUCAGCACAUCAGCGGCCUGACUGGGUCUUACAGAAGCAGCGGCAACAGCCAGGGUGCCAGAAGGCUUCAGGGAGUCAGGCUGGGCCCAGUACCCUGGUGAAAGCAGCAGUAUGGGGUCUCUCAGCCACAUUAGGGGCAGCAGCCCUGGCUAUCACACAGACUGCAUUGGGCUGGGGCCCUGAAGUUCUCUGGAAGAUCUUCUAGAUAGACUCAUAUCCUGUUGUGACCACAGUUGACCCCCAGACGGUGGACUAGCUAUUAUUGGACUGAGCACAGCUCAAAUAGCCAUAGCUGGACUGGUCAAUCAUGAUAGCCCUGGCAACUGUACCCAGCUGGACAGAAGGACCUGAAGAGAUGGCUGGGAAGGGAAGGUCAGACAUUAUUCCUUCUCUCUUUCCUUGACCAUACCCCUCUCCCAACCCCCUAUCACUCCCCCACACACAAGGAAAGAGUCACUGGACAGGGUUCGUCUGCAGAUACUGCUGGGGGACAGAAGUGAGGAAACCUUUGGACCAUUCUAUCCAUCUGUUUCCUUGGGGCAAUGGUGAGCCAUCAUGAUUUUGUAUCUGGACUAAUAAAUUCAUCACAUCCUGGCUCCCUAUUACCCAGGGAGUUCGUUGUUUUUAUCCCUGGGCCAAAGCAACACAGAUAGGCCUGGGGGAGUGGAGGGAUUUAUCAGUGACUUUGUGCCUCCUCCAGCUCCUAGAAACACUGCUUCACAUGGUUAAUUGGACAUGGGAAUCGUGGGGCCUGACUUUUCCACUCCUCCUUCAGGCCUGGCAAUUGACAUAAAAUGGACACACUUUCAGUCUCCCAGACAGAAGGACAGUCAGACCCACAAAGUCUGGAAAAAGAAGCUGAAAGAGGUCUGACAAAUUGAGGUGCAAGUAGAAAGGCAGAUUAAAGAGAAAGGAAGUCUCAGAGUCCUAGGGAGGAGGAGCCCAGAGAUGGAGGCAAAUACAUAAGAGGGAGAGGCAGAAAGAGCCAGACUCCAGAAGGAGAGUGACAGACAGAGGAGCUAGAAUAUGAAACCCAGGCCGGCCUCUAGCUGCCCUCCCUCCCAAAGGACCUGCUUUCCCUCAGA